Molecule: messenger RNA, 261 nt
Organism: Aureobasidium vineae
Lineage: Eukaryota; Fungi; Ascomycota; Dothideomycetes; Dothideales; Saccotheciaceae
Source: the annotation of a GenBank genome assembly
AUGGCAUCGAGAUCAUCACCAACAAUCUCCAACUUCACCGACGAGCCUUGGGAGACAGCAACGAUUAUCGGGGAGACCUACGAGGAUGAAUACCUCGUCCGAAAACACAUCUCUUCCACGGGCGAACUAGCAAACAAGAAGAUGCAGAGCAGGCUACGGACUGAUCAUGUUCUUCGCCGCAAAAUCAUCGUUGGUGCCUGUGUGGGCAGCGUUCUCUUCCUAGCACUGCUUGGUUUUGGUAUCAGUAUGUUUGCGGCCUAG